AUGUGUAAUUCUUUAUAUUUUUGUAGGUUUGCAGGUAAUUUUGUGGCUAUUACUCACCUCGGCGACAUUUUGAAAAAUAGCAAAGGAGAUAUCGUAUAUAGUCCGAGGUGGAGUCUCGAGUUCAUUAUCAAUUAUGACCGCUCCCUCAACAAGAAGAACUUUGGAGCUCCCUUCUCUUUCCUAGCGGAGAUGUUCAUGCGUGCGGUCUAA
Molecule: messenger RNA, 210 nt
Organism: Strongylus vulgaris
Lineage: Eukaryota; Metazoa; Nematoda; Chromadorea; Rhabditida; Strongylidae
Source: the annotation of a GenBank genome assembly